AUGGAGGGCCGAGUGAGUAACUGCGUGAAAAAGCACCAGCUGCUGUUUGGAAUCCAUCUCAUGCGCUACCUGUUGCAGAGUCAGCUGGGGAAGGGGCUUCAUGGCUCUGGCAUCUCGAUGGUGCAGAGGCCCCCCGGGGGCCGGAGGGGGAGGAGAGGAGGGCAUGCCACCAUCACCAACUACUUGCUGAACUAUUUUCCUGGCCUUGACCUUGAGAGGAGGAACGUGUUUGGGUUCACUGCCCUAAUGAAAGCUGCCAUGCAGGGCCGAACGGAGUGCAUCCGAGCCCUGAUGUUAGCAGGAGCAGAUGUCCAUGCCAGGGACCCCCGCCGUGGGAUGUCGCCCCAGGAGUGGGCCACUUACACCGGACGGUUGGAGGCCGUCCGCCUCAUCCAGAGGCUGCUGGAGCGACCCUGCCCGGAACAGUUUGGGGAAAAAUACAAACCAGAGCUGCCGCUGCCCCCGGAGGCCGUUCUGAAGCCCUCGGGCUCCAAAAACUGCUUGCAGAGGCUCACCGAGCUUGUGAGGUCCAUGCUGACCUCCCGCUCACGCCAGGGCCUGGAGGAUGGGGGUGUCCUGGACCACAUGGUCAGGAUGACCACGAGCCUCUACAGCCCCGCCGUGGCCAUCGUCUGCCAGACUGUGUGCCCCGAGAACCCCCCCUGUGUGGGGAAAAGGCGGCUGGCGGUGCAGGAAAUCCUGGAGGCUCGGGGGAACCGGGACACGCACGCCCAGGAGAGUGACAAGAUCGAGGACUCUGAGCAGCCGUUCCGGACCUCCCAGGCCGUCGGGGUCUCUAGAGAGGUGGCCCCGAGAGCCAGCCUCCCGUCUCCGCAGCUGCCGGGGGCCCCGCGGAGGACCAGCCUCCUGCCCCUGCAGCUGCUGAGGAGGAGCAGCGUGCGGCCCGGCGUGGUCAUCCCCAGGGUACGCAUCAGCAAGGCGCCCGCGCCCACCUUCCAGCCGGAGCGGGCGGCCGCCAAGGGCAGCACCAAGGACAGCACCCACCUGCAGCUCCCCAAGUGGCGGUACAAGGAGGCCAAGGAGGAAAAGAGGAAGGCGGAAGAGGCGGAGAAGCAGCGUGUGGCUGCAGCGGCGAAGAAGGAAAAGCGGGCGCCCUCCUGGAGGAAAAGGACGUGAGGGAGAAACACAGCCCAGAACAUCAUGGACCAGAACAUCGUUGACCUUCCUUCCUCUCUCCGAGGAAGGAGUAUUCCAUCACCCGGCAGGCGCCUGGCAGUACCGGGUACCUCAGCCACAUGAAGAUCAGAAAUUGCAGUUCCUUGUCUCAGCUUCAGGCCUUCCUGGGACACCAAGCUCAUUCUGCGGAGAAGGACGGAGAGAUUCGUGGUGUCAGCUGAACACAGGGCUUGUGCGUGCAGAAAGGCCGUUGCAGACUGCCUCUCCCCACUUCCUUCCAUACUUUAGGGGGUGAGCAGGUCUCUGGGGAUCCUGCAUCUGAGUGGGGGCCAGGCGGUUUUGUGUGAAACAAUCCCAUGAGGUGGGGCCAGCCCCCAGUCCCGAAAUGGAUGCAAAGCCUGUCAUCCUUAGGGAAGAAUCUGGGGUACCAAGUCAUGAAGAAAGGUCUCCCCGAGAAUUCAGUAAAGGAGCCAAGACUAAGAAGUGGGCCUGGUUUGUCCCUUGCAGCGUCUGGCAAGAGCCCUACCUCUCCCCCCUUGUCCCCACAACAGUCGGAGAGCAGACUGUCUUUUCCUAAUUUCCCGGAAAUUCCUCGGAGUUCCAGGCCUGAUGUAAGUCAACUGUUCCUCUUUCCCCGGGUUCACCUGGAGAUCCCUGCUCGCUCAUUGCCCAGUCUCGUACCACACACCGACGCCCCAGGCUCUGGAGAUCCAUCAUCAACCAUUGUAAAGCUUCUGGUCACAGGCUUUUAGGUGACGGAGUGCUCACACUUGUUCUUUUUUACAGCAUUCGGGAAAAUUCUAACAGGUACCCUGGUAUUUGCUCGGGACCCUUUCUGGCCUGUGUGGGUCUCUGGAGGCUGCACUGGCUGUGGGUUCUCCGCACACCAAGUCCGCUGUGUGCGGGGUCCUCGGUUCCCGAACCAGCUUGCUGUAGGGGAGGGAAGGUGGAGGGGCCAUUGCAACUGGUCCUUAGAGAACAAUGAGGUCACGUUUCUGGCAGCAACUGGAACUGGGAAGACAAUGGUCACAGUGGGAGUGCUGGUACCCACAAAGUUCUUCCUAAAAGACUGAUGGCUGUGUUCCCCGUUUCACACCUUGAAGCAUUUAGAACUCGUUUCGUUCGUCUGGGUAACUCUGGAGUCAGCUGCUCAUUUCUGGGACCUUGAAUUCACAUGUUUCUUCAUUAACAUUUAAAAGAAGAGGCUAAAAAAAAAAAUUCCUCCUGGAGGUGGUUUUUUGAAGAAAAAAAAAAUU
Messenger RNA from Leptonychotes weddellii (Weddell seal), 2393 nucleotides. The record is from RefSeq and is a predicted model, not a curated record. Lineage: Eukaryota; Metazoa; Chordata; Mammalia; Carnivora; Phocidae.